Messenger RNA from Trifolium pratense (red clover), 1198 nucleotides. RefSeq names its product protein-L-isoaspartate O-methyltransferase 1-like. The record is from RefSeq and is a predicted model, not a curated record. The transcript has 4 exons. The coding region runs from base 105 to 971 and encodes 288 amino acids. Gene Ontology annotation, biological process: protein modification process. NCBI's taxonomy places the organism in Eukaryota, Viridiplantae, Streptophyta, Magnoliopsida, Fabales, Fabaceae. Gene Ontology annotation, molecular function: protein-L-isoaspartate (D-aspartate) O-methyltransferase activity. Gene Ontology annotation, cellular component: cytoplasm.
AAAUGAAAUUCUCAUUGGUUUUUGAGUCAAACCCAAAUUAGUGAAAUUACACAAGCCCAUUCCAUUUCUCAAAUCAACCAGCCCACACAGGAAUACUGGUGGGGAUGAUGUAUAUUAUUCAGUUGACACAAAAAAAAAUGAAAAAAGUGAAUAAACGCAUUUUUCCGGUUGCAGCAUCUCUGCGAACUUUCCUUUCACUCAUUCUGAUCCGCGUGGUACUCACUGCUAAGAUCACAGCUCCAACUCCGUCAACACAGUUCUCUCCCUCUCUCUCUAGGAUGGAGCAAUACUGGUCUGGGAGUGCCAUAAAAAAAAACAAAGGGAUGGUGGAGAAUUUACAGAGUUACGGAAUAAUCAAAUCUAGAAAGGUAGCUGAAGUAUUGGAAAACAUUGAUAGAGGUUUAUUUGUACCAAAUGGGGCACAACCUUACAUAGACAGUCCCAUGGCUAUAGGCUACAAUGCCACUAUAUCUGCACCACACAUGCAUGCAACCUGCCUUCAGUUGCUUGAGAAUUAUUUGCAACCUGGAAUGCAUGCUCUCGACGUUGGCUCCGGGACUGGGUACCUGACAGCAUGCUUUGCCUUGAUGGUUGGACCCAAUGGUCGUGCUGUUGGUGUGGAACAUAUUCCUGAAUUGGUUUCCUUUUCAAACAAGAAUAUUGAAAAAAGUGCCGCAGCUCCACUAUUGAAAGAUGGCUCUCUUUCUGUGCAUGAGUGUGAUGGAAGGCAGGGUUGGCCUGAGUUUGCUCCUUAUCAUGCCAUUCACGUUGGAGCAGCGGCACCAGAAAUUCCCCAACCACUUAUUGAUCAAUUGAAUCCGGGUGGUCGAAUGGUUAUUCCAGUUGGAAACGUAUUUCAAGAUUUAAAGGUUGUGGACAAAAACUCCGAUGGUUCUAUCAGUAUCCGGACUGAGACCUCUGUUCGAUAUGUGCCUCUCACUAGCAAAGAAGCUCAACUUAAAGGGGAAUAAGGGUAGCAAAAGUGGAAGCAAAAUCCUGAAUUAGGGUGGCUGAUACUUUCAGAUAUUUGUGGUCAUCUGUACCAAACGCCAUAUACAUUCUGUAAGAAUUUGUAUAGUUCAUGUUAGUUUUAUUUUCUUACACCAAAAUGAAAAAAGAAUAGAUUUAUGUAAUAACUAAUAACUAUUCCAUAAAUAAUUGCGUUGGUUAUUUGAAUAUAAUUUUUCAGUUUAUCAAA